ACGAAGUUAGUUUUUUAAAUGAAGAAAAGUCUAUAAUGGACAGAGAAAUAUUAUCGCUUUUCGAUGAAAAAGCUACAACUAUUAACUCAACAAAAUGUCUAUCGUGGUCUCACGAUAACAAGGCUGCAUUAUGCUGUGCAGAUAAACUUAUUAUAAUAAAUGUUAUAUCAAAUGCAAACCUCAGCACUAUGACAGAUGUUUAUAGAACAAUAAUUGAUGAAACUCCUGACAUUUCAACCAACCUGGACAGUUUUUCAUUCACAAGUGAUCUCCUGGUUUUAAAAGCAUCCCUCUCGCGACUCAAUGAAGCAGAAAAACAGAGGUUUAUUACAGAUCCUUCACUCUGUGAAGACUUUAUUUAUUCCAAUGCUAUGUUGAAUUCAUUUAAACAUGCAAUAUUUUCCCCUGUAUAUAUGAGUUCACAAAGACCCCAAAAUCUUCUAGCUGCUCUAACAUUUGAUCAUAGAGUUAUCAUUUUCACUGAUACCCCUACUGGCUGGGUUAUACAAAUGGAUUGUAGCCCUUUAAUUAAAAAGCAGACUUUGUUAAAUAUGAGUCUGCCUCUAACGAUUGGUCAAGACAUUAGUUUGAGUGAUUACAUUGAUUUGAUGUACAGCAUGUCAACUGUUGAGAUUGAGUGGUCCAAUGUGUUUACCUUGAAAGGGGAAACCCCUUUCUUGUUACUUUUUACUGGCACCAGAAAUGGAAAUGUCAAUGCCUGGAAGGUCAACAUUCCUUUUGAAACAAAAGAAGACUUCAUACAUCUGUAUACAGACAAAUAUCAUUCCGAAGUAUCAUCAGUUAAAUGGCUGCCUCAGAAUUUAUACAUGGGUCUGCUGUCUGUCGGCUAUGCUGACGGCUCAGUGCGUGUGCUGGAGGUGUUUGUGGACUCAGAGGACAGCAUUGGUCUGGCCAUGAGGGAAAUAUUUUCUGAUCUGUUGGCCGACAAGCUUGCUAUAUCUGACAUGGGCUGGGCCCACCCAAACAGGGAAACCUCAGUGCUAGUGGUCUGUAAACAAUACUUUCUGUUUGUCUAUGGCUUGAAGGACUACUCCAUGUUUUUUGCUAACAAUUAUCUGGUGGAUUCUGGGAUGCCUCUGUCAUCUAUUUCUAUGUGUGGAGCGCAUGGUGUUGCCUCUUCUCAUGAUGGUCUCAAUUAUAACUUCGAAAUCAAAAUAGAAUCUGGUCAAAUAUCUCUUGACCUCUCUAAGAUGAAUAUAUCAUGUCUGCUCCACGGCUUUGAGAUCCAGUGGUUGUGUAUGGGAACAGCUGUCUCGCCCUCCUCUGGUAUAUGUUUAACUGCUCACAAAAUAAAUUACAGUGCUAAAGUACUCGACUUAAACAAAAAAUAUUUGAACAGACAAAAGGUCAUAAUGACAUCACUUUUAAAAAUGACAAAAGAGGCAGUGAAAGAAAUACUCGUAACUACAGGUGUGUUCCUGUCCCCCCAGCAUACAAUGAUUUACCUCCGCCUCUACAUUCAGCAAAUAUUUAAGAACGACGAAGAUCUGAAAGAUGUGCUAGACAUUUAUUACCUACUAGACAGCUACAACACUAUAAAAUCACUGCAGAUUAUGAGAGACAUGUUAUUGUUUAUGAAACAUUGGACAACAAUAAAGAUACAGUAUGAAAGGGAGCUAGAAUGGGUGAGCUCGUCGUAUGAAGAAACCACAGAACGUCUGCUAGUUCUACAUGUGGAGUCUUGUCUUAGUCAACUCCCUUCUGCUCCUGAUUUGCAAGAGAUUCAGGUAGUGAAGGCCAUGCUGACCUGGAUUAUGGACCAAGACACAAGGCUAACAAGAGCCAAGGAGAGACUUGAUCUGGACUGGUUAAAAAGUGCUUGUCAGGACUCGGACUUUCCCAAGUGUGCUAUCUGUUUUAGUGAGUUCCAACUGAUAGGUCAGCUAAUGGUACAGUGUACAAGGGGACACACCAUGCAUCUGUGCAGCCUGAGUCUCCUGCCCUGCCAGGACCCAUCAGUGAGAACAUGUGAGUCAUGUGGACAUCCAGCAGUCAGCCCAGAGCUUCUCUCAAAUGUGAGUAUGGUGAAGUUACAGUUCAUGUGUGUGUUAUGUGGAGGCUUUCUCAGGCACGCAUCGUAGUACGUGGCCAGACAUAUGGAACACUUGACAUUGUCUGGACACUUCCUAAUACAUCUUAUCAUCAGUCUGGACACUUCCUAAUACAUCUUGACAUUAGUCUGGACACCUUCAUCACUGGAUGCUAAUUAAAGCAAGGCUGCACACAUCCCAAUACAAAUAUCUCACUGAUCAAAGUCUACUUCAAUAAACAAUGUACAGUGUCUAAAGAAAGUUGUUGCUGUUUUUUAGUCUGGUCCU
Physella acuta is the source of this 2339-nucleotide messenger RNA. RefSeq lists its product as uncharacterized. Gene Ontology annotation, cellular component: transcription factor TFIIIC complex. Gene Ontology annotation, molecular function: histone acetyltransferase activity; protein binding. The record is from RefSeq and is a predicted model, not a curated record. Gene Ontology annotation, biological process: transcription initiation at RNA polymerase III promoter. NCBI's taxonomy places the organism in Eukaryota, Metazoa, Mollusca, Gastropoda, Physidae.